Molecule: messenger RNA, 4425 nt
Organism: Hemicordylus capensis (graceful crag lizard)
Lineage: Eukaryota; Metazoa; Chordata; Lepidosauria; Squamata; Cordylidae
Gene: HRH2
Product: histamine receptor H2
Exons: 7
Coding region: 2099-3352 (417 amino acids)
Biological process (GO): positive regulation of vasoconstriction; gastric acid secretion; G protein-coupled receptor signaling pathway, coupled to cyclic nucleotide second messenger
Cellular component (GO): dendrite; membrane
Molecular function (GO): histamine receptor activity; neurotransmitter receptor activity; G protein-coupled serotonin receptor activity
Source: RefSeq, a predicted model, not a curated record
UCAAGAGGCAGACCUGACACUUCUGUUAGCUGCUAAAGCUGAGUUAAAAGAACAAGAGCCACUGAAUCACAAGGCAUUGAGAGUUCCAAGCAUAUCAGGAGGGAAGGAUUCUGACUGUCAACUUCCACCAGACACAGAAAGAAAGAAAGAAAGAAAGAAAGAAAGAAAGAAAGAAAGAAAGAAAGAAAGAAAGAACAACCCUACAUAACCAAGAAAAUAGUUCUCUAGGUCAAAAGGGUAAAAGGAAGAAGGGCAACAGGCAUGCAUGACCAACAGCAUCGAGGCAGCUGGCCAAGACCCUGGCAUAGGCUUGGCUUGGAAUAUGAAUACGACAAAUUUUUAUAUGCCGCUUUUCAAAAAAAGUUCCCAAAGUGGUAUAGAUAGAUAGAUAGAUAGAAAAUGGCUCCCUGACCCCAAAAGGCUCAUAAUCUAAAAAUGAAACAUGAUAAACACCAGCCACUGGAGGGAUGCUGUACUGUGGAUGGGCUUGGCUAAUUUCUUUAAAUCGUCAGAAGACAUUUUAUCUGCAAACUCUUUUCCUUCAUGGCAUUUCUUGUUGGAACAGUAAGCCAAGGGCUAGAGGCUCCGCGCUGAACCCAAGCUUCUCUGGCUUCAGCCUUCACAGAAAGAUACCCAUAGAGACAAAAAGCCUGUAAGCAUAAAGGCACAAUCCAGAAGGACCAGAGAGGUGACCUAAGAGUUGAUGCCCUCACAAGAAGGAACGGGACAUUUCCCACAAAUUGAGUGGCAGAGACAUUCAACAGCGUGCUGGAGGAGAGACAAAACUUAGAAGGAUGCAUAGAUAAAGGACAGAUAUUCCUGCUCAUAACAGCCACUUGCUUCAUCUUUAUUCUCUUCCAUACUCAGUGUGUGUCCUGUAACUCAUGAGAAUCUGCUCUGUUUCUACCACUUGCAUCUGCUCUUACAACAAAAGUACUUCAUCAAUGGAAAGUUGUCAAAACAUUGUGUUUGGUCAGGAGCGAUUUUGUGGUUCCGAGAAACAAAAUGGCAGCUGGAAAUGACCUCUGAAGCUGGAAAUGACCUUGCAGAUAUGCGAGGUUGACAUGAUUCUGAGGAAGCCGUACCUAUUUGUCCCUCUUCUACCCAAGUAUUCUGAUUUAUCUUCACAACAUGCGAGUAGAGGCAUUGCCUAAAAAUAAUGGUAUAGCUGGAACUCCUCCUAUCCUUCUCCAGACUGACCUAUGAAGCCAUAUCUGAUUAGCACAUCACAUAAGUGGAGACAUCCCAAUUAUUUGUCUGAAAGGAGGUGGAAAACCAAAUGCAUAAAGUAACCAAAUGCAUAAAGAAACAUAACAAGAUCCCUGCCAUUUCAGACCAAAGACCCAUCUAGUCCACCAUGCUGUUUCCAACAGUGGCCGCCAACCAGAUGCUACCAGGAAGCCUACAUAGCAGGACAUGAAGGCAACACCUCUCCUCUGUGGUAUGACUCCAGCAGCUGAUAUUCAGACAUAGGCUACCUCUGCACGUGGUGGUUAGCCAUCAUGGCUAACAGCUUUUGAUAGAACUAUCCUCCAGAAAUUGGUCAAGCUUUAUAUUAAAAAAAAUUGCCACUGAGCUCAUUGCUACUGAGGUUCUGAUCUUUCUGGAACAACCUAGAUAUCUGAGUAGAAUGAAUGAGAUUGAAUCUGAGGGUUUUAAAAACAUAUAUAUUCAUAUUCCUCUAGAACUAUAACAAGAGAUGGUAUCUUAUUCUUGACAACUUUUUAGAACAAAUGUGUCUUCCUGAUAGGGAUGGAGAAGAUCAUUGUGAGACUGCUGCAAGAAGAUAUCUGGACAACUGACUCACAAACAUCAGUACUUUUUUCCCUGAGUACUUGUAGGACAGCUGGUUAGGGGAGAAGUGAUAGUUCUCUAGCCCUCUUCAGACAUUAUGUUGUAGCUGAGUAUAGAUGUUUGUACACAGGUACAUGUUUUUGUGUGAAUGACUGUACCUCAAUUCAUUUUAAAAGUGGAUCUGGAUACAGGCCCCUCAAAUGCAUAGUACAGAUUGGAAGUGUACUGCUGUACCUAUGUUCAACAUAAUAUGUGAAUAACUGUAUCUGUGCACUGUACACUCGCUGUACAAUUCUUGAAUGUAAUGUGUGAACAGGGCUUCUGUCACCCCACCAUGAACCCCCCAGAUAAUACAGACAGUUCUCGCUCCCUUGCCCGUAAUGUGUUGAUUGGGAUUGUGCUUAUAACCCUCAUCAUUGUCACUGUCUGUGGCAAUGUAUUGGUAUGCUUGGUCGUCCGUUUCAACCAGCGGCUCCGCAGUCUGACUAACUGUUUCAUUGUUUCCUUGGCCUUCACGGACUUGCUGCUGGGCCUGCUGGUGCUCCCCUUUUCAGCCAUCUAUGAGAUUUCCUCUCACAAGUGGUCUUUUGGACAUACCUUCUGCAAGAUCUACAUCAGCCUGGAUGUCAUGCUGUGCACAGCCUCCAUCCUCAACCUCUUCAUGAUUAGCCUUGACCGCUAUUAUGCUAUCACAGCACCUCUACGCUACACCACUGUGGUCACUCCUCGACGGGUAGCUGUAACUAUGUUCCUUGUCUGGGUGGUGUCACUUAUGGUCUCCUUUGUACCUAUCCAUUUGGACUGGCACAAAACUAGUACAACCGGAAAUUCCUCUGAAGGGAAGUGCAGAUUGGAGGUCAAUCUUGGAUAUGCACUGGUGGAUGGCCUGCUUACUUUUUACCUCCCUUUGGUUGUCAUGUGCAUCACAUACUACCAGAUAUUCAAGAUAGCCAGGGAGCAAGCUAAAAGGAUCAACAACUCCAGCAGUUGCAAAACCAUCAGACAUGCAUUGCCGACUGUGAAAGAACACAAAGCCACUUUGACUGUUGCAGCUGUGAUGGGAGCCUUCAUUAUUUGUUGGUUUCCUUAUUUCACAGGGUUCCUAUACCGAGGCUUUACAGGGGAUAAAGAAGAACAGUGGCACGACAUUAUCCUCUGGCUUGGGUAUGCCAACUCAGCCUUGAACCCUAUCUUAUAUGCUGCACUUAACAGGGACUUCCGGAUAGCUUAUCAGCGGUUGCUGAGGUGUAGAAGGGUAUGGUUAGAUACCAGAGAGCCUCCACUAACACACAAGAUGAGAGACAUGUGCUGUAGACAGGUACUGACUACACAGGAAGAUAAACCUCCACAGCUGCAUAUGAGGAAUGGAAAGGAGAACCCUCUUAUCCAAGAUGGCACAGAAAGGAAUCUGAAUCCACCAUCAUCUUCUACUAUCCUGUCCUACUGUCAAAGUCUCUGGUUGACCAAGAUCCUUCCCAAGAGUGAUGUGUGGAUCCCAAUGUUUGAUGAGUCAGUGGCACACACAGCAACCCUCCGCACUCCUGACAAUUUUCUAUGAUGUCUUCUCCUGAGGCAGGAACUUGCUUACAAAGUAAAAUGUAGAGAAAAAUGCUAAGAGAGAUGGCACCUUGAAGGUUGUCACAUCGGACACAGUCUCCCAGUCUUUUCAAGGUGGCUUGCUGUGCAAGGACUUGGAUUUUGCUGUAAGACCUUUGAUUGUGAUAUGUGGUAUGUGUCCAUAUGUGCACAAGCAAAUAUGUGAAGGUCUGUGUGCCUGUAUGUUUAUGUGUGUGCACAACCAGGAAACAAAACUUCCAUCCACUUCCUUGUUGAUUGUUCAAGAUUCUUCGUAUCCCAAAUGCCAGAGAAACCAGAAGAAAGACAUGGAGUGAAAUCCUGGCUUCAGAGGAGCCUGUGGAACCCUCAAAAGAGCACUAAAAUAAUACUAGACUUCCAAUCUCUCACCAGGCGUACUGUCAGAGUUUUCUGGUCCCAGUGUUAUUUUUCUUUUCCUUCAUUGAUCCUGAGCACUCACCUUUAAUGCACAGUUGGCUGCUCAGACUCUUUCCCUCCUUCUUGCCCUAAUAAUCAGUCAGCAGACUGGUUGAUAACCUGCUGUUUGUCAGGCACUGACACAGGGGAGAGAUUUGGAUACUAAGACUGCAAGGAGGAAACUAAUAGGGCCAUGUUUGGAGGGAGAAGGACACUGCUCUUUUUGCAUGGCCCCAACACCAUCACUUCUCUGUAUUCAUUGUAGUUUGACUUUUAAUAGGACAGCCUGUAUAGUUCAGGUUUAUGCCCUGAAGAAAUUUCUUUUAUUGACAGUAUUUAAAGUGCAGUCAGGUUUGGCGGGGGGGAGUUGUUUUGUUUUUUAAGAUCAUUUGUGGUUUCCAAAGCAUCUGGUACAGUGCAUAUGACAAAAACUGAGAGUUUUGCAUAUUUAAUACAUGUUUGCUUCCAGAAUUAAACUAUGGUUGGCUCCUAAUUGUCAAAAUAUUGGUUGCGUAUAUUUCCAUUCAAAAACACCACUGGGGGGAAAAAUCAAGAGAUUCCAAGUAGAAAGAAAAAUGCUUAAAUGUUGUCACAUUUUCCCUCUUUAUGUCCCAUAAUAAAAUGACCUGCACUUUGCAC